AUGAAUACCCUGGAAAGCAAUGGAAACAUUACCAAAGUAGAUUCAGGACAAUUGAACGUUAUCGACAUAGAUCAGAGUAUUUUCCUUAACAAAAACUCCUUCCCAGUAAACGAAUCGUACAGCCAAAAUGACAAUAAGACGGGCACAAAUCGAAACAUAAAAGAUGUAAGCAUAUAUAAAGAGAUGUACGAGGAAAGUAUUAACAACCCAGAGUUAUUUUGGGGAAACAUAGCAAAAAAUAGUGUAAGGUGGUUUAAAAUGUUCACCAAAGUAUACAUGGGGAAUUUUAAAAAAGGGAACAUCAGCUGGUUUGUUAAUGGAAAAAUUAAUGCAUGUGAUAAUUGUGUAGACAGAUGGGUCGAAAAACAUCCAAACAAAACUGCAAUAAUAUGGGAAAAAGAUACACCAAAUGAUUUUAAAAAAAUAAGUUAUCAAAAAUUGUUGGAAAGGACCUGCAAAAUUGCCAAUUUAUUAAAAAUGUAUGGAGUGAGAAAGCAAGAUGUGGUCACCAUUUAUUUACCCAUGAUCCCAGAGAUUGUGUAUACCAUGCUAGCAUGUGCUAGAAUAGGUGCAAUUCACAAUGUCGUCUUUGCUGGGUACUCUGCGGGCAGUUUGUGUGAUCGCAUAUUGGACUCCAAGUCAAGUGUAUUAAUUACGAGCGAUUUUGGCAUGAGGGGAGGAAAAUUAACUAAGCUCAAGCAAAUCGCCGAUGCGGCUAUGGAGAUGUGUGGCGACACCAUCAAAGUCUGCAUCGUUUUUAAAAACAAAACGAAGAUAAGUGACGCGAAUAGGGCAUACCUGGAAAGAACAUCGCAAAGUCAGUUAUACCACUCAACCAGCUUCGACUUGAAUGGUGCUGAUAAAUUUCUGGCACAGGAUACAACCUGCGUGAUAAAUAGCAAGCAAAAUGGCAUGAACCAAAAUUUGCACGAACAAAUGAACAACAACAAAUGUGACAGUGCAAAGGGUUACGUCAACUGUAAGCCCAGUCGAGAGAGGGACAGUGCCUCCCUUUAUGCGUGCCCGCUGAGGGAGGGCGAUUGCGUUGGCGGCGCGACGAGCCACCACGUGGAGUAUGCCAGUCGCGCCACUUUCGCCAAUCACGGUAAUCAUGAUAAUUACGAUGAUCAGGAUAAUAACGAUAAUUACGAUAACCAUGAUAAUGGCCCCCAUCGCCACCCCCCCCAGUGUAACGGGAUGGAGACCAGCAAUCACUGCAACGCCCCCCUCAAGGAGAGCACCAACAACGCUGGCACUAAAGUGAAAGGGAUACACACCCGCCAUAAAAAAAUCUGCAAAAAUAACAAUCUAGGGAAGAAGAACCACACUUCAGAUAAAACACACUAUAGUAACGAAAUUGACAAUAGCCACAACAAAUGCAGUCGCGACGGAGAGGUUACUAACAACAUGGGAGACAGGAGCAGCAACUCCUUGGGGAAAGAGUCAUGUGAUUAUAUGAACUCAGUGAUGUGUAAAUCGUUGGUGGAAGCAUCAAAGGAAAGCAUAACAUUUGAAGGAAAAGGUUAUCGUAGUAGUGAUUCCAGGGAGAGCAAUUUUGACGAGAAUAUAUGCACUUUAAAAGAAGGUCGAGAUGUGGAUGGUUCCGCCUUAAUAAAAAACAUGAGAGCCUACUGUCCAAUAGAAUAUCUAGACAGUGAAGACUUCCUCUGUAUAUUGUACACAUCCGGCUCGACUGGAAAACCCAAAGGUGUAGCGCAUACAACCGCAGGGUAUUUGUUAUAUGCCUACACGACCUGUAAGUAUAUAUUUGAUGUAACUCCAAAUGAUAUCUUCGGUUGCGUUGCAGACAUUGGGUGGGUAACUGGGCAUACAUAUGUUUUAUAUGGUCCCUUACUGAACGGCAUAACCACCAUCUUGUUUUCUUCCAUUCCAACUUACCCCGAUUGUGGCAGAUAUUGGAGUUUAAUAGAAACGCAUAAAAUCACCCAAUUUUACACAGCACCUACAGCACUUAGAGCGUUAAUGAAACAUGGAGAUUCAUACAUUGAAAAAUAUGACCUGUCGUCAUGUCGAAUUUUAGGGAGUGUAGGUGAACCAAUAAAUCCAGAAACAUGGAGAUGGUAUUAUAACAUUGUUGGGAAAAAAAGAUGUGUAAUUGUGGAUACCUAUUGGCAAACAGAAACGGGAGGAAUCGUCAUUGCACCGAUACCAAAUUUAUUUAAAAUGAAACCUGGAUGUGCUACUCUUCCAUUUUUCGGUGUCCAAUUAGAAAUCCUAGAUUCUAAAACGUUGGAACCUUUAAAUGGACCUAAUGUCUGUGGCUUGUUAUGUAUAAAGAGUCCAUGGCCUGGUAUGCUUAGAACUGUGUAUGGGAAUCAUAACAGGUUAGUAAAAACUUAUUUUUCUUCCUGUCCUAAUUAUUAUUUUACUGGAGAUGGUGCAUAUAGAGAUGAAGAUGGAUACUACUGGAUAUCUGGGCGAAUUGAUGAUACUUUAAAUGUGUCUGGUCAUCGCUUAGGAGCUGCAGAAAUUGAGCAUGCCUUGGUGCAACACCCCUGCAUUGCAGAGGCAGCCGUUGUUUCCUUCCCUCAUGUUGUCAAGGGGGAAGGUAUUCUCUGUUUCAUCGUUAAAAAGGUGUGUCUCUCUAAAAAAUGGGGAGAGCUGAAGGGGGUAGAACCGAAAGAAACACUUGACCAAUGCGUUGACCGCAAUGGAAACACAAAAAAUGCCAAUGCCCAUUUAUCAUUGACUUCCACCUUCGCCGAAAUGAACACCAUGCACGUGAGAUACACAGAUGAAAAAAUUAUAGAAGAAUUAAAAUUAUACGUUAGACGAGCCAUAGGUCCCAUAGCCACCCCGGAUCUCAUUUGUAUAGUGCCUGAUUUGCCUAAAACCAGAAGUGGAAAAAUCAUUAGGAGAAUACUAAGAUGUAUAGCAAACGGGUUAAACGAUUUUGGCGACAUUACCACCGUUGCGAAUUAUGAAGUUAUCGACAUUAUUGUUAACAAGUUUAGGGAUUCCAAGUCGAAGUGUCAGUCAGGGAAGUAA
Messenger RNA from Plasmodium inui San Antonio 1, 3009 nucleotides. RefSeq names its product acetyl-CoA synthetase. Gene Ontology annotation, molecular function: acetyl-CoA synthetase activity. Gene Ontology annotation, biological process: acetyl-CoA biosynthetic process. Bases 1 to 3009 code for a protein of 1002 amino acids. Lineage: Eukaryota; Apicomplexa; Aconoidasida; Haemosporida; Plasmodiidae. The transcript has a single exon. The record is from RefSeq and is a predicted model, not a curated record.